Molecule: messenger RNA, 999 nt
Organism: Micromonas pusilla CCMP1545
Lineage: Eukaryota; Viridiplantae; Chlorophyta; Mamiellophyceae; Mamiellales; Mamiellaceae
Exons: 1
Coding region: 1-999 (332 amino acids)
Source: RefSeq, a predicted model, not a curated record
AUGCAGUACAUAAGCUUUCGGCGCAUCCUUCGCAGAACGUGCACAGUAGUACUCUUCUGCACAUCUCUGCGAUGUGUUGCCAACUAUAUAAAUGUUCGCAUAAAUACAUCGACUGAGCAAGACGGUGCUUCAGGCGCCACGAGGUUCGGCGUUCAGCAUUUUCAAAACCCUCGACCGAUAGACAAUACACGCGACGAGGAGACCCAGUGGAGAACUUUCGUGCACACUUUCGAGGCCGAGAAUUCAGAUUACCAGGAUUGGUGUCGCGGGAAGUUGCAACAGACCCUGGGAAGCACGAAAUACUACACGAUGGGGUCUCAAUUCGAACAAGAUAUUUACAUGAUUCGAAAUAUAUUUUAUUCUCAAGUGCUCUCCGCAGAAAAAGGAUUUUACGUCGAUUCCGGGGCGAAUCAUGCGCAACAGCUAUCGAACACCCUAUUUUUCGAUGUGUGCUUAGGCUGGGAAGGGCUUUGCGCGGAGCCAAACGAAGAGUAUCAUUUAAGUUUGCGUACGAAUCGCACUUGCGUUCUCGCACCAGAGUGCAUUGCCGACGGGGAAAAGACCCUUCCGUUUGUUUUUGCUGGUGCCGGAGGGCGAAUCGCUUCAAAUGAUAGUUUGACGAGUUCAUCAGUGCAGUGCCGCAGACUCGAUCAAAUGCUCGACAAAUAUGCUCGGGGCAGGACGCACGUUGAUUUUUUCUCCCUCGACGUGGAAGGCUCUGAAAUGACCAUCUUGAAAGCGGUUCCUUGGGACAAAAUUAGUUUCAACGCUAUUCUGAUCGAAACUUUCUGGCUUUCCGAUAGAAUCGUAGACCGUUUCAUGACCGAGCGAGGGUUUGCGAAAGUGCAGCAGCUGGCAAUCGACAGUCUCUAUUUGACGUGGUCACAGCGCGACGAAGCUCGACCGUGGCUGCCCCCGAAUUGGGAACACUUUUGGGAACUUAAUACUAGGUACCGCGACGAAAUGCGUCUGAGCGGGCAGUUGAGCGACCAACUUUAA